Diceros bicornis minor is the source of this 3235-nucleotide messenger RNA. RefSeq names its product DEAQ-box RNA dependent ATPase 1 (gene DQX1). The transcript is spliced from 11 exons. Lineage: Eukaryota; Metazoa; Chordata; Mammalia; Perissodactyla; Rhinocerotidae. The coding region runs from base 846 to 3005 and encodes 719 amino acids. Gene Ontology annotation, molecular function: RNA binding. Gene Ontology annotation, cellular component: intracellular anatomical structure; spliceosomal complex. The record is from RefSeq and is a predicted model, not a curated record.
GGGGGAUGAGUUUGUCGGGGAGUGGUCUGAAUGGAACUGUCUGAAAUCACCUCCUCGUGUCAAGAGAUGAGUGAUAUUAAGGAACUGUAACUGAACUGAAGACUCAGGAACAACUGGACCCUAGCUUGGGUGUUGAGCCCUAAUUUGUGAAGAAACAGCUGCAAAACUGCAAAUCCCAGGAUGCUUUUCACUAACGAGCACAGUACACAGGUGUCUGUAAAGUUCACACAUGCUCAGUGUGGUGGUUGGAGCCUUUUUCCAUAGGCUCCUGACUAGGUUAAAUAAGGUGGAGCAAAUGGCCCCACCCCAAAACCAGUCUUUAGGGUUCAGGGUUUGAGCCAAGCCCCAGGGUGGAGCCAGAAUUUACCUUUGUACUUCAUGCGGGUCAGGGUUGGUGGUAACUGCCUGGGUGGGUCUAGAACUGGCUGCCAUCCUGACACGUCUCAGAGCUGCAAGCAGGUUUGAAUCCAGGGUCCUUGUGGCCCUGUUCCUUGGUUCCUGCCCCCCUCCUCCUCUUAUUCUUUAGCCUUUUCCCCUGGGGACCUCCCCACAGGGUACCAGGUCUCAUAUAAUUCCUGCUGCCCCUGAGGACCCCUGUGGUAGUCACAGGAUUUUUACUAUCUGACUACAGGGUAAUAGUUCACUUUUGAUACUCCCUUACUUGGAGACUCAAAUCUCCACUAUUUCCUGGCAGGCAAGAAAUGUUGGGAAAGAUGGACUCCAGUACAUUAUCACGUGAGGGUACAGGUUAGGGAUCAGGGCUGAGGUGGGAGGAUGGUGUUAGCCACCAAAUAUGAGGCCUUAAUGACUGCCCUGCCUUCUGUAGGUCCUGCCAGUCAGCCACCAUGGCCUCUCAGCUUCUCGGGCUGGCAGAAGAGUCUGGCCCAAGCCCUGGGGAGUCUGAACUGGCUGUGAACCCCUUUGAUGGGCUCCCCUUCUCUUCCCGCUACUACGAGCUGCUUGAGCAGCGCCGAGCCUUGCCCAUCUGGGCUGCUCGCUUUAUCUUCUUGGAGCAAUUGGAGAGUAGCCCCAGUGGAGUGGUGCUGGUGUCUGGAGAGCCUGGCUCUGGCAAGAGCACCCAGAUCCCUCAGUGGUGUGCAGAGUUUGCACUGGCCAGGGGGUUCCAGAAGGGCCGGGUAACUGUCACUCAGCCCUACCCUCUGGCAGCCGUGAGCCUGGCCCUGCGGGUUGCUGAUGAGAUGGACCUGACCCUGGGUCAUGAGGUUGGAUACAGCAUCCCCCAGGAGGACUGCACUGGGCCCGACACCCUGCUCAGGUUUUGCUGGGACAGGCUGCUUCUGCAGGAGGUGGCCUCGACCCGGGGCACUGGAGCCUGGGAUGUGCUGGUGCUGGAUGAGGCUCAGGAGCGGUCAGUGGCCUCAGAUUUGCUCCAGGGGCUGCUGCGAGAUGCCAAGCUGGGAAACCUUCCAGGGGACCCCAGAGUGGUUGUGGUUACUGACCCAGCCCUUGAACCUAAGCUCCAAGCCUUCUGGGGCAAUACUCCUACUGUGCAUGUACCCAGAGGGCCUGGCGAGUGUCCCACUCCUGUCUACAGGGACUCUGUCCCCACUGACCGAGUAGAAGCUGCCUGCCAAGCUGUGCUUGAAUUGUGUCAGCAGGAGGCUCCAGGAGAUGUGCUUGUGUACCUGCCCAGUGAGGAGGAAAUUUCCCUGUGCUGUGAAUCCUUGUCCAGGGAGGAGGGGCCCUUGGCUCUCCAAGGGCCUCCACCAUGGGUGCUGCCCCUUCACCCAGGCCAUGGUCAAGGCGUUCAGGCUGUGUACGAGGACGUUGAUUCAGGUGCCCGAAAGGUCGUGGUCACUCACUGGCUGGCGGACUUCUCCUUCUCCCUCCCUUCCAUCCGACAUGUCAUUGACUCAGGACUGGAGCUUCGAAGUGUUUACAAUCCUCAGAUCCGAGCAGAAUCCCAAGUGUUGAGGCCAAUCAGCAGGUGUCAGGCAGAGGCAAGACGACUGCGGGCAAGAGGGGUCACACCAGGGUCCUGCUUCUGCCUGUAUCCUAAGUCUUUCCUAGAGCUAGAGGCUCCCCUACUGCCUCAACCCAGGGUGUGUGAGGAGAAUCUGAGCCCCCUGCUAUUACUACUAAAGAGGAGACAGAUUGCAGCGCCAGGGGAGUGUCACUUCCUGGACCGGCCUGCUCCAGAAGCACUGAUGCAGGCCCUGGAAGACCUAGACUAUCUGGCAGCCCUGGAUGAUGAUGGGGACCUGUCAGACCUGGGAGUCAUCCUCUCAGAGUUCCCCCUGACCCCUGAGCUGGCCAAAGCCCUGCUGGCCUCGUGCGAGUUUGACUGUGUGGACGAGAUGCUCACCCUCGCCGCCAUGCUCACGGCUGCCCCUGGGUUUACCCAUCCUCCACUCUGUGCAGAAGAAGCUGCCUUGCGUCGGGCCCUGGAACACGCAGAUGGUGAUCACAGCUCUCUGAUCCAGGUGUAUGAAGCCUUUAUACAGAGUGGAGCAGACAAGGCUUGGUGCCAGGCUCGGGGUCUAAACUGGGCAGCAUUGUGCCAAGCCCGUAAACUUCGAGGAGAACUCCUAGAACUCAUGCAACAAAUUGAACUUCCCUUGUCCCAACCAGCGUUUGGCUCUGAGCAGAAUCGCAGAGACCUUCAGAAAGCACUGGUGUCAGGAUACUUCCUUAAGGUGGCCCGAGACACAGAUGGGACUGGAAAUUACCUGCUCCUAACCCAUAAACAUGUGGCCCAGCUCUCCCCACACUGCUGCUACCGAAGCCGCCAGGCUCCAGCCAGACCCCCACCAUGGGUGCUCUACCACAGUUUCUCCAUUUCCAAAGACAACUGCCUUUCCAUUGUUUCUGAGAUUCAGCCACAGAUGCUGGUGGAAUUGGCCCCUCCAUACUUCCUGAGUAACUUGCCCCCCAGUGAAAGCAGAGACCUCCUGAACAAGCUGAGGGAAGAAAUGGCAGAUUCUUCAACAGGGAGUGAAUCCUCCUCCACCCAAGAGCUUGGAGAUGCCUGUGUCCUGCAGUGACCUGCCUAAGGAAUGGAGCUGAGCCCAUCUCAUCACAUUAGAUCCUCCCCCAGGCUAGCCAAGACAGCCAGCCAGAUUUAGAAGCCCAAAGUUUAGGGUCAGAUGUAAAUCCUGGAAUCUGAGUCUCAAGAAAUGAUGGGCUGGGAGUGGAAGGAAUCGGGUAAGCCAUAGUCCACAUAGGGUAGGACCCUUUCUUUGGCUUUUUUCUAUUUAUUGGAGAGGCACUGACA